AGACGAUCGAACGACGUGUUGUAAACAGGGACGAGAAAAGGAGAAAGAUACACUUGUGAAAUGCCGCGGCAACACGAAGGCCCGCCGCAUUUCACGGCGAUCUCACUUACUCGCUCGUAACGUUUUUUUUUUUUUUUUUUUAACGCGUGACAAACGCAAAUCCAUAAAACACACGUAAAUCAAGAGAUGUUCACCUUGGGUGGGUACGCGUAGGCAUCCGCAGCGGGGAGGUGACACCGAACAGCCCAUCACGACCGCACAGCUCCAUGAGUCAGCAAAGCGCCAGCAGUGUGGGCAGCAGUAACGUCAAUCUGCGUCCUCGUACAGCUGCCCCGCGUCGACCGCGACCUGCUUCUAUUGCCGGUACCGGUGUUUCGGUCACAGAACGACACAAUCUAGUGAGCGAGACGAAGUCGCCGAAAGAUUCGAAGCCGCCACUGCCAAAGGUCCAUAGCACUCCAAAGAAAACGUCUACACCGAAAUCGGCGGAGAUGAAGAAGCCGAGCGAGAAGCUGGUGAAGAACGCGAAGGCUUCGCCCCGGAUAACUCCGAAAGUGACACCGUUGCAGAGUCCUGGCGCCGAGAACGCUCCAUUGAUCCGCGGUAGUACCGGGGAGAUAAUAAAAAGCGAGGGGAAGGAGGAUAAAUUGGAGGAUAAGCACGAGGAGAAGAAAGACCAGGGCAGCGAGAAAACACAACAGGAGAUAAGCGCCGCGGAACAGGGUAACGACGAGGUGAAGAAGCCGGCCGUUAUAGAACAAUCCAAUAUCGUGUCCAAGCAGGCGAAGGACGAGACUAAUUUGAAUCAGGAGAAUCAAUCGGCUGUGCGAUCUCAAGAAACGGCCAAAGCUGCCAAGAAGGAAGCCGAGGCCAAGUCUGAGAGCAACGUGGAGGAACAGGUCGAUAUGUCUGCAUCGAUGAUAGCAAAGAUCCGGAUCACUACGGAAGAGGAAGCCAAGGCAGCUAUAGCUGAACGUAGAAGAUUAGCUAGAGAACAGGCUGAACGGGAAGCCGAACUUGAACGCCAACGACAGGAGGAAGAAGCCCGUUUAGAGGCCGAGAGAUUGCGCGCCGAAGAAGAGGAACAGCGACGUUUGGAGGAGGAAACGCUUCGUUUGGCUAACGAAGCUCGAGAAGCUGAGGAACAGAGACUGAGACUGGCGAUAGAGGAAGCGAAACGUCGCGAGGAAGAGGAUAGGAGGAGAAGGGAAGAGGAGGCUCGUCAGAAACAGGAAAAAGAAGAGGCUGAGCGGAAAGCGAGGGAAGAAGCGGAAAGACAACGGAUCGAAAUGGCAGAGCGUGUUAAGAGAGAGGAGGAAGAGAGACUCGCUAGACGUAAACGCGUCGAAGCAAUUAUGCUUAGAACUCGUGGCAAAAAUCAGAGUAACACGCCUACGAAGGGUGAAGGUGGUGAUGGCGAUAAGUUGAAAGAAGACAGUCCUAACGAUGAAAAUAAAACAGCACCAGUUAAUAAAAGCGAGGAUGUUAUGACAGCCAGUCUGAUAUCCGAGGCGACUCAACAAUUCAUUAGCGGAGAGCAGCGUGCUCAUCACACGGAAAACAAUACUACUACGGACAUUGUGCAUAACGGCACGCAUAGUAAUGGCAUUAAUGAAAAUAAAAUUGUAUUGGAUAAUAAUCAGGGUAAUGUGGAAGGAGAACUGAAUGGUCAUCAUACAAAUCAUGGAAACGGUAUCAACAGUCAAUCAAUUACACUGGAUAAUGCCACUGUCAAACAAAACAACGUGACCAACAACCUGUUAGACCUAACGGAAUUCGACUCUCUCAGUAAUAGCAGUAGUGGUCCAAUACUCCAACUGACAUCCAAUUUGGCCAAUGAAGACACCCUCAACUCGAACCUAAAUCCAGCAGCUAUACCUUUCACUCCAAUGGCAAACACGUAUAUGCCUACCGCUGCUAAUGCCAAUGUAAAUCCGUUCCAGGAUUCUUUUAUGAACAACAAACCACAAGAUAAUAGUCAAGUACCAGAUCUUUUAUCAUAAUGCGCGUAUUAAUCAUUCUGGUGAAAGGAAGAAGAGAGCGAUUGGAUUGAAAAAAAGAAUAAAAAAGAAGAAUUAAAAAAAAGAAAAAAAAUGAAAUACCUAUGCUUUGCAGCGAGCAACGGGUAUAUAAUAUUCGAAACGAUGUCAUUUAUGAAAUAAUGUAAAUAAGCGCUAUCGAUGUGUAGAAAUGGAGACCUAAGUAGAGAAAAAACGGGGGGCACUACGUCAAAGAGAAAAAGAAAAAGGAAAAAAAAAAAAAAAAAAAAAAGACUACUUUGUCCUUAAACGUCACGAGAAAUGUAAAAUAAUAUAUAAUGUUAAUUAUUAAUAUUAUGUAACAGCAAAUAGGCAACUCAGUCCGUUAUCGUAUGCUAUUAGGUAUAAAUCUUUUUAGAGGAACCUUUAAAGGGAAUAAGGCCUGUUUAUAAAAUUAUUGAUUUGAAAUACGCGUAUAUAUUUUAUUGUAUUAAAAAAAAUUUCAUUAAAUUAAUUUCACGCGUAAUUACAAUUCGCCCAUAACGUGUCGCGUUUAGAAAAGUUUUUAUCGAGAAUUGUAAUGGAACGAGAUUUUAUCGAAUUUUGACGACGCGAACAAUCGGUACAAUGAAAUCUUUAUACGUAAACGAACGUGUAAAACGGCUUGACAAACAUAGAUAGCACAAGAUAUGAUGAAUUGGUUGAAAUAUUUUACUGAAACUUAUAUCUGCCAAAAUGACGUAGGAGGUAAGCUCCAAUGAUUGUCCUUAUAUAAGAGAUAGUAUAAUAUUACCUAUAGAAUUUGAGUAUAGAAAACGAAUAUAUAUAUUAUAUACAUAUAGUCAUAUCUAGUAAGAUCUUCUGCAGAUAUGAUGUAAAGGAAAA
Messenger RNA from Apis florea (little honeybee), 2864 nucleotides. RefSeq lists its product as uncharacterized. Lineage: Eukaryota; Metazoa; Arthropoda; Insecta; Hymenoptera; Apidae. Gene Ontology annotation, biological process: microtubule cytoskeleton organization. The record is from RefSeq and is a predicted model, not a curated record. Gene Ontology annotation, cellular component: microtubule cytoskeleton.